This is a messenger RNA of Crotalus tigris (Tiger rattlesnake), 671 nucleotides long. Its product is annotated as metalloproteinase inhibitor 1-like. The record is from RefSeq and is a predicted model, not a curated record. The transcript has 5 exons. Lineage: Eukaryota; Metazoa; Chordata; Lepidosauria; Squamata; Viperidae. Gene Ontology annotation, biological process: negative regulation of membrane protein ectodomain proteolysis; negative regulation of endopeptidase activity. Gene Ontology annotation, cellular component: extracellular matrix. The coding region runs from base 130 to 591 and encodes 153 amino acids. Gene Ontology annotation, molecular function: metalloendopeptidase inhibitor activity; protease binding.
GGAGAAGGACCCAGGAGCAACAGAGAAUAAGCUGGUGCUUCGCAUUCAACGCUCUUCCAGAAAGACUGCUGCAGAAAGGAAACAUUACUUACCUCUGUGCUAAGUGAGUGACUUCAUAAAAAGCAAGAAAUGGAUACUACAAAACCACAUGGAUUUUUCCUAGCCAGCUUCCUUGUCCUCAUGUUUUUGGGGGAUCUCACAGAGAGCUGCAUAUGUGUAGAAAAAUCUCUCCGGGAAGCAUGUUGCUCAGCUGGCUUUGUGAUGAGGGCCAAAUUUAUGAGUGUCAUGCUGGAUCCUAAAUCUCCAUCAUAUUUUCCCAAAAAUAUCUAUACUAUUCAGCCCAUUAAGGUAUUCAAGGGUCCAGAGGAACUAAGAAGAGCACAGUUCCUCUACAGCCCAAUCUCACGUGAAUACUAUGGAUAUGUACACAAAGGCCCUCUCAAAGGAGAUGACUAUGUAUUUUCAGGGUCAAUUUUUGACAAUCGCUCUAUAAUCUCAAUGUGCAAUUUUGCAAAACCAUGGAAUAAAGUAAAUUCUAAAAAGAAAAAAAAACUGAACAAGGACUGCAGUACAAGUUGUGCAAACUUAUAAACUUCAUGGCCUUCACUGUCAACGUACAAAUGCAUGGAGGAAGACAAUAAACCAGAUGAAAGCAAAUGUUCAAAACAAGA